Messenger RNA from Loxodonta africana (African savanna elephant), 555 nucleotides. RefSeq names its product olfactory receptor 7D4-like. Gene Ontology annotation, cellular component: plasma membrane. Gene Ontology annotation, biological process: G protein-coupled receptor signaling pathway. The transcript is spliced from 2 exons. NCBI's taxonomy places the organism in Eukaryota, Metazoa, Chordata, Mammalia, Proboscidea, Elephantidae. Gene Ontology annotation, molecular function: olfactory receptor activity; G protein-coupled receptor activity. Bases 1 to 555 code for a protein of 184 amino acids. The record is from RefSeq and is a predicted model, not a curated record.
AUGUACCUGGUCACUGUCCUUGGGAACCUGUUCAUCAUUCUGGCCAUCAGCUCUGACCCCCACCUCCACACCCCCAUGUACUUCUUCCUUUCUAACCUGUCUUUUGUUGACAUCUGUUUCAUCACCACCACAGUCCCAAAGAUGUUGGUAAACAUUCAGACACAGAGUAAAGUAAUUUCCUAUAUAGGAUGCCUCACUCAGGUGUAUUUCUUCAUGAUAUUUGCUGGACUGGACAAUUUUAUCCUGUCCUUGAUGGCUUAUGACCGGUUUGUGGCCAUCUGUCACCCUCUGCACUAUACAGUCAUCAUGAAGCCCUGGCUCUGUGUCUUGUUGGUUUUGAUGUCUUGGGUCACUGUGGUCUCCUUGUUCUAUGGAACAGGCCUUGGGGUCUUCCUCAGUUCUACUGUGAUCCAUGCUUCCCAGAGAAUCUCUAUUGCCUCAGUGAUGUACACUGUGGUCACACCCAUGCUGAAUCCCUUCAUAUACAGCCUAAGGAAUAAGGAUAUGAAGGGAUUCCUGAGAAGGCUUCUUUGUAGGGCAGCCUCUUGUGCAUGA